This is a messenger RNA of Cucurbita maxima (winter squash), 642 nucleotides long. RefSeq lists its product as uncharacterized. The record is from RefSeq and is a predicted model, not a curated record. Lineage: Eukaryota; Viridiplantae; Streptophyta; Magnoliopsida; Cucurbitales; Cucurbitaceae. The coding region runs from base 154 to 588 and encodes 144 amino acids. The transcript has 2 exons.
CACAGUCCAAAUUUGAGGAACGGAAUUUAAUGGAAUUUGGGGGAAGAACAAGAAAAGAAGAGGAAGAAGGCCAGAGAGGGAGAGGGGUUGGUUGUAGUAAGAGAAGGUCCACGCAGCGCAACCUGAACCUGAACCACUGCGAAUUCAACGCUCAUGCUCUCUCUCAAUUCCAUUUCUCAAUUCCUCGUUCCAUUCAUCUGUGGCUGUGUUAAAUUCCCCAUUUUUCAUCGUCGCCCUUCAGAGAAACCAACCUCUCGGGGCGCAGCCAUGAUUACUCGAUCGAAUCUGGUGGAGCAGUUGAGAGAAUACCAGAUUCGAUCCAAGCACGACUGGGCUUCCGCCUCCUUCUUCUCCUCUACCUCUAAUAUUACAUCCUCCAGGGUGGAUGUAGUCAUUUUUGUAAUAUGGGAACUCAUAAUUCUAUCCUUCUUGGUGUUUUCGGCGGUUUCUUUAUAUUUUCGACAUAUGCAGUUGACGUUCGUUUUAAUAUGCAUCACGAUGUUGUUGAUUGUAUGCAUGAAAGUAACAAAGCAAAUGAGAUUGGCUAGGAAGAAGAAAAGAAGGAUGCUUCUUCCAUUGUCCAUGUGAAAAAAAACUGAUAGUAGAAGGAGAGAUAUACUGAACUAUUUUUUUUUUUUUUUU